This is a messenger RNA of Ilex paraguariensis (yerba mate), 183 nucleotides long. Lineage: Eukaryota; Viridiplantae; Streptophyta; Magnoliopsida; Aquifoliales; Aquifoliaceae. The record is from the annotation of a GenBank genome assembly.
UCGCUAGUUGGUGUUAGGCAUGAGGCGUUGUCGACUGGUGUGGUGGUGUGGCACUGUCGACUAGUGCGUGGUGGUGUGGCUGACGUUUGUGGUUAUUGGUCAUCGACAUCGGUGACUUCGUCUAGUGGUGGUGGUAGUUGCUGGACAUCGGCGUUGUCGACUAGUGUGGUCGAUGUUCAGUAA